AUGAGUUUAGUAGCACUGGCGACUGCAACAAGAGUCGACGAUGUUAUCAGACAGUUAUUUGAUCAAUACAUACAGAUACACCCCAUAAAUAACGAGUACUUGCUCGCAUCACCUGACGGCAGCACAAAGAGUCAUAUACAACAAUGGUUCAACCUACGCAACUUGCCCAUAGUUGGACGAUUUAUUCCCGAAAUUGAUGACAAGACGAAACUAAUUAAUGAACUACUUGAGUAUCAAAAAACAACAACCACGUAUCGAGAGUGGUAUACUAUUUCAUUGCGUUUAGAUGAAUUAUUGGGAAACAAUGCUUGGAAAUCUGACCCUCAAUCGGAUAUUUAUGACUAUAAUUUAAUCUACAAGCAUUUGAAUGCAAUGAAACAAGCACGAUUAGAUAACAACUACAAGUUAUUGUUGUAUUAUAUUCGCACUACAUGGGUACGAAAUUUAGGCAAUAUGGGUGAUUCAAAUUUGUACCGACAUUCGUAUGUUGGGACUAAGAAGUUGAUUGAAGAGUAUAUACAGGAAUGUCAAGUUUCAUUAAAUUACCUCGUUGAGGAACAUAAUGAUCACAUUGAUUUGGAUGAUCGGUACUUGUUAGGGAUGUUGAUACAAACGAGGAAAAAUAUAGGUCGAACAGCAUUGGUUUUAUCAGGUGGUAGUACAUUUGGAAUAUUUCAUAUUGGGGUAUUGGCUACUUUAUUUGAAGCUAAUUUAUUACCAAGAAUUAUUAGUGGUUCAUCGGCAGGAUCGAUAAUGGCUAGUAUUAUAUGCUCUCAUACCAAUGAGGAGACCAUUGAAUUGUUACAAACUAUAGCACAACGAGAAUUUAACAUAUUUGAUAUUACCGAUAAAGUAGAAAGUGCCAGCAAGUUCAAAAAAGUGCUUCUUUUCUUGGGUCAUUGGAUUAAAUAUGGUACUGUUUAUGAUAUUGAAGGGUUGCAAGAGACAAUGAUUGGUUUUCUUGGAGAAUUGACAUUUAGAGAAGCUUAUAAUCGUACGGGAAAGAUUUUAAACAUUACUGUUUCUCCAGCAUCAAUACAUGAACAAACAAGACUAUUGAAUUAUAUAACUGCUCCCAAUUGUUUAAUUUGGUCGGCUGUUUGCGCUAGCUGUUCAUUACCAGGCGUAUUUCCUUCUAGUUCCGUCUAUGAGAAAAACCCAAAGACAAAUGAAAUUCAUGAAUGGAAUAAUGAUGAAUCAAUGAAGUUUAUGGAUGGAUCAGUAGAUAAUGACUUGCCGAUAACUCGAUUACUGGAAAUGUUCAAUGUCGAUCAUAUAAUUGCGGUCCAGGUUAAUCCUCAUGUUGUUCCCGUUUUGAAAGUAUCGAUAAGUAGUGUUGGUGGUGAUGUCGAGAAUGAGUUAAGUUUCAAAUUGAAACAAAGUUUGAAUAAUGUUUAUGAUUUUGUCGUUUCUGAAGCCAUCCAUUAUUUACAGUUGCUUAAUGAAAUGGAUAUCUACAAAAACCUAGCCAACAAGACCGUUUCCUUACUAUCACAACGUUAUUCGGGAGAUAUCACUAUAUUGCCAGAAUAUAAAUGGCAAGAUUUCACCAAAAUCUUGCGUAACCCAAGUCACGAUUUUCUUUUGGAAUUCAUAUGUCGUGGUGCUAAAGCCUCAUGGCCAAAGAUGAGUUUAAUUGAAAACCAUUGUCGAGUUGAAUUUGCUCUUGAUAAAGCAAUAUCCAUUUUACGAGGUAGAAUAGUGACUUCAGGAAAUUAUCGUUUGACUAACUCACCUACGGCAAUGACCAGUGGAACAGUAAAAUCGAAUGCUAAAGCAAAUGGGAACGCUAAUGGAAGUUCAAUGGUGAUUUCUUUAGGAUCUCAAGGUAAUGGAAGUAGCACUAGAGUUGGAGCAGAUGCAGAUGUUGACACAGAUAGAGAUGCCGAUAUUGAUAUUGAUAUGGAUACGGAUACAGAUGCAGAUGCAUCAGUAGCAACAACCCCAUUAGCAACAGCAACGAGAACACCACCACGUGUAUUGAAAUCACUGGAGGAGAGACAAAUUAGACAAGGUAUACGUAAAUCGAAAUCAUCAAACUUGAUUAAUUCGGUAAGGUAUCAUAGGGAGAAGAACGGCGAUGGAACUAACAGUAGUGGUAAUAGUAAUGGUGGAGGGUAUACCCAUGAAGAAAGAGCCAAUUUACCAUCCAGAUCUAGGUCGUUAAAGAAUUCGUACAUCGGGUUGAAUCGUUUAAAUGAUGAUGAUUGA
This is a messenger RNA of Lodderomyces orthopsilosis Co 90-125, 2211 nucleotides long. RefSeq lists its product as uncharacterized. Gene Ontology annotation, biological process: lipid metabolic process. The record is from RefSeq and is a predicted model, not a curated record. The transcript has a single exon. Bases 1 to 2211 code for a protein of 736 amino acids. Gene Ontology annotation, molecular function: triacylglycerol lipase activity. Lineage: Eukaryota; Fungi; Ascomycota; Pichiomycetes; Serinales; Debaryomycetaceae.